Iphiclides podalirius (scarce swallowtail) is the source of this 543-nucleotide messenger RNA. The record is from the annotation of a GenBank genome assembly. NCBI's taxonomy places the organism in Eukaryota, Metazoa, Arthropoda, Insecta, Lepidoptera, Papilionidae.
AUGGAAAAUGAGUUCUUUGUCAAUACUUCAAACAGUCAACCACAACAAAUAACAUCGGAUCAUAACAUUGUUCAGAGGAAUAGCGCGGUCGAAGGUAAUAACGUUGUUGGAAGAUAUACGCGGACGCUCGUUCCCCACGCAAAUGGUGCUAAUAAUAAAACUAACAAUAACAAAACAAACAGUCCGAGCUAUGGUUACGCAAAAAAAGAUACAAACGAGGAUGUGGGGUUAACGAAAAAUGUUACCGAGAGGAGAGAUUUUGACGAAUAUGACUUGUACGGUCAGCUCUUGGCCAAGAAAUUAAGAAAAUUAAAGGAGCAUCAGCGUGAUGUCGCAAUGCAUGAGAUCGACAAUAUUAUGUUCAGAGCUAAAAUGCAAAGUGGAACAAAUCAAAGUCGAACAGCCCGCAGUUAUUCCUCCUCACCUUCGCCCGUGCGUCGUAAAACGAAGUCCCCUAUUUUCAUUGUAACGCAACCGAAUCACGAACAAUAUGAAGAUGAAAAUAUUACAUAUGAAGAACGUACGCCACAGCAAGCCAUAUCU